Drechmeria coniospora is the source of this 1713-nucleotide messenger RNA. RefSeq names its product Pyridoxal phosphate-dependent transferase, major domain protein. The transcript has 4 exons. Gene Ontology annotation, molecular function: pyridoxal phosphate binding. Gene Ontology annotation, biological process: biosynthetic process. The record is from RefSeq and is a predicted model, not a curated record. Bases 1 to 1713 code for a protein of 570 amino acids. NCBI's taxonomy places the organism in Eukaryota, Fungi, Ascomycota, Sordariomycetes, Hypocreales, Ophiocordycipitaceae.
AUGUUUGGCGGACGCAAGUUUUCCAUCAACCGCCAUACCGGCUGUCCCAAGCCGAUGCUGCGACGCUUCAGCAACGUCGAGCCUUCUGCCAACGGUGAGUCCUCUAUCUUCUCGACGUCCGAGUCGACGGCCCUCCUCUGCAGCGCGGGGCUCACUUCUUGGCCGAGUCGGCACCGUGGCCCCUCCCUGGCUCCCUCCUUGUCUCUGCUUCCCCUCCCCCCCUCCCCUCCUCCCCCCGCACCGCAUGUCACAACCCCUCCAGCUCGAGCGGCACGGCCGAGACACGACGCUGCCGAUAAAGACGCCGUCCACAUCCCGGCACGGCCCCAGGCGAGGCACGAAGCUGACGCAGCCUUGGAUGCAGAGAUCCAGUCCAAGAUUCAUCGCCAGUUCCGAAAUGCCCACGAAGGCCACAUGCCCCACGCGGGCCUCGAUGCGAGCCGAUCAUCGACGGGCGUCGUCUGGUGCACCGAGCGUGCGUCCGAGUACGGCUUCCUCAACGAGCCCGACAGCUGGGCGAACCUGGGCCAGGGUGCGCCCGAGGUCGAGGACGACAUCGAGGGCUGCUUCAAGCGACCCGACUCCAUCUCCAUCUCCCUGGCGGCGCGCGAGUACGCGCCGACGGCCGGCAUCCGACCGCUGCGGGAGGCCGUCGCCAAGCUCUACAACGAGAUGCACCGGAAGGGAAAGGAUAGCCUGUACACGUGGGAGAACGUGGCCAUCGUGCCCGGCGGCCGUGCCGGGCUGAUCCGCAUCGCCGCCGUCCUCGGCAACGCCUAUCUGAGCUUCUUCCUGCCCGACUACACGGCGUACAACGAGAUGCUGAGUCUCUUCAAGAACUUUGCCGCCAUUCCCGUGCCGCUUUCCGAGGAGGACGGCUACCACAUUCACCCCGACAAGAUCGCCGAGGAAAUCGCGCGAGGCACGUCGGUGAUCCUGACGUCCAACCCGCGGAACCCGACGGGUCGCGUCGUCGCCAACCCCGAGCUCGCCGAGAUCCAGGACAUUUGCCGUGGCCGAGCGACCUUUAUCAGCGACGAGUUCUACUCGGGCUACAACUACACGAGCAACUGCGACGGCACCACCAUCUCGGCGGCCGAGAAUGUCGACGACGUCGACGAGGACGACGUUCUCAUCAUCGACGGCCUCACCAAGCGCUUCCGCCUGCCCGGCUGGAGGAUCGCCUGGAUCCUCGGGCCCAAGGAGUACAUCAGCGCCAUCGGCUCCUGCGGAAGCUACCUCGACGGCGGUGCCUCGCACGCCUUCCAGGAGGCCUCGAUCCCCAUGCUCGACCCGACACUUGUGCAGACGGAGAUGGUUCAUCUGCAACGCCACUUCAGGGACAAGCGUGAUUACGUGGUGCGCCGUCUGCGCGAGAUGGGCUUCGUCAUCAAAUACGUGCCAGACUCGACAUUUUACCUGUACGUCACCGGCAUGCCACGUUCUCUCCGCGGCGGCACCGAACUGACGCUCGACAGCUGGCUCAACCUCGAGGGUCUACCCGACGCCAUCGCCGACGGCCUCAACUUUUUCCAGGCUUGCCUGGAAGAAAAGGUGAUUGUCGUGCCGGGCAUCUUCUUCGACCUCAAUCCCUCGCGCCGCCGUGAUCUGUUCGACAGCCCUUGCCACCACUUUGUGCGCUUCUCGUACGGUCCGAGAAUGGACGUUCUGCGCAUGGGACUCGACGGCAUCGAGCGCGUCGUCAACAAGUAG